This is a messenger RNA of Prunus dulcis (almond), 957 nucleotides long. Its product is annotated as protein YLS3-like. The record is from RefSeq and is a predicted model, not a curated record. Lineage: Eukaryota; Viridiplantae; Streptophyta; Magnoliopsida; Rosales; Rosaceae. Bases 140 to 760 code for a protein of 206 amino acids. The transcript is spliced from 2 exons.
GCUUGCUCUCCAUGCACUCUUCCAAGCCCCAAAGCAAAAGAAGAAACAGACCAAAAAGGAGAGGGAAUUAAAAGGUUGGUAGAGUGAGAGACAUACAAUUGCACAAUACCCAAAAAGAAAUCCACUGAAACAGAGAAAUAUGAGAAGCAAGAAACCGAUAGUGUUUUGUAUUGUGGUGGCCUCAUUGGCCAUGGCAUCAAUGGCAACAAUGGAGGAUGAUGAGAAUGAAUGUGCAGAGCAGAUGGCAACCCUUGCAGCUUGCAUUCCAUUUGUGAGUGGCACAGCAAAGAAACCAACACCAGAGUGCUGUGAAAACACCAAGAAGGUGAAGGCCAACAAACCCAAGUGCUUAUGUGUUCUCAUCAAAAAGAGCACUGACCCUUCCAUGAGCCUCCCGGUCAAUACAACUUUGGCUCUCCAAAUGCCCUCAGCUUGCAACAUUGAUGGCAAAAUCUCUGAUUGCCUAAGUAUUCUGAAACUGCCACCAAGUUCCCCGGAUGCAAAGAUUUUUAAAGAGGCAGAUUCAAAUUCUACCACAUCCCCCACAACUGAUGGUCAUGAUCAUCAGUCUACACCCACUUCAGCUUCCACUUCUUCAUCAUCAUCUGUCUCAACAUCACCUUCUUCUUCUUCCUCCGGGUCUGAUUCAAAGCCAUCAGACUCAAAAGCAACUCCAAGCAGUGGAGCAACAUUAAUGAAGUUAACUGAGACUACAUAUCUGUUGAUGAUGAUGGUUUCAAUGGCACUGAUGUUCAAUUGAUAAUUAGAGGUUGUGUAGGGAAAUUUAGACAAGUGGUUUGAUAUCAGCUGGCUCGUAACAGCUUGUUUCCAGUUACGAUUUUAUAAUAACUAAGUGACAACAAUAAGGUUGACAGGUUUUGCAGUAAAUUAAAAGUUGUAGAACUGCAAUUCACUUCACUUGGUGAAAUUGAAAUUUGUUGGUAGAUGCAUGACAAG